Messenger RNA from Helianthus annuus (common sunflower), 1179 nucleotides. RefSeq names its product vicilin-like seed storage protein At2g18540. Gene Ontology annotation, molecular function: nucleic acid binding; zinc ion binding. The coding region runs from base 1 to 1179 and encodes 392 amino acids. The transcript has 3 exons. The record is from RefSeq and is a predicted model, not a curated record. NCBI's taxonomy places the organism in Eukaryota, Viridiplantae, Streptophyta, Magnoliopsida, Asterales, Asteraceae.
AUGAGCAUCAAUGCAGCAAAACAACAAAUGAGUUUUCUGGCAUCUGUGUUAGAGUUAUACGAAGGUUUAGUGUCUGGAAAAAUUGGAAACUCAGAACUGACAAAAGAAGACUACGACCAGAUCGACCCAGUAGAAAUGGAACUCAUUGACAUACGCCAGUGUUUAGCAAGUUGCAUCCGAAGAGCUCAGAGAUAUGUGGAGAUUACCGGGAAGCAAUCUAUUAGUGGUCCGUCAACAAAGCUGGGAUACGACAAAUCCAAAGUGACCUACUUCAGAUGUAAGCAAAAAGGUCAUUUCAAAAGAGAAUGCAAAAACUCUGAAGUUGACGAAACUGAGAAACCUUGCAAUGAUGAUUAUUAUCGAAAGGCGAUUUACCACCGUAGCAAAGAAGAGCCGAAAAUGAUUGAAAAUAAUCCAAAAGAAAAGUCAAGAGCAUAUACAGUAACCCAUGAUGACGAAGGAUAUGAUUGGGGUCAGAUUCUUCCUGAAGAAGAUCGUAUUGAUAAUCAAGUUACAGCUCAUGGUAGAACUACAUCAAAAGGUAAACAUCAUGUUUUUGUUGCUGAAAUAAAGGAGAAAACUCGAGAAGAGAUUCUAAGAGAGAAAACGGAAAGAGAAAGAUUCAUUGUUGGAUGCAGAAUGGAGAAAAUGAGAGAUAUAGUUCAUGAUGAUGAUGUUCUAGUCAUUCCUCUAUCCGUCGAGUAUUACUCAAAUACUGCAAAAGAUAAAACAUAUCCGAAAAGGCGGGAUAAAAUCAUAAGACAUGCUAUGACAUCAAGUCUAAGAAAGAGGGAUGAAGAAAGAAUGAAGAAGAAUGUUGAGAAUUUGGUUGAUGAUCUGAAGAAGGCUGCUGAAGAAGUCAAAGUUAAAUUUGUUAAAGAGGAUGUGAAGAUAGAAGAGGAAGAGAAGGUGAUAAAAGAAGUUGUUGAAGAAAAAACUGUUACCGAAGAACAGCAGUUUGAUGAGAAGAAGAAAGAAGAAGAAGAGGUAAAAAAUGAGAGUUUAGUUGCUGGUGAUGAUGGUGAUGAAGCUGUUGGUGAAGAAGAACAGAAGAAGAAAGAUGCUGAUCAGACUAAAACAGCAAACACCAAGGUGCUCAAGACAACUGAAUGUCAACCAGAGGAGUGUCGGAGCAGCCUGGCACAGGAGGAGAAGGUUGCUGAACUCUGUGUUGGUUGA